ACGAAAUCGUUUUCAUGGAUGACCUGGACCCGGGAGAGGUAGCACCAGAUACCCUCAUGAUAACGGGGUAGUUGUGUCUACGGGCUUUUAAACUCUGGAAUGUUUGAACUGGAUGGUUCUGUGUGUAGACGUUAUCCGACGCUUUCCAGGGGGUGAGCAGACGCCUAUUCAAUGCCGUCGUUACUCUUACCAAAACUGUCUCCAGACAUGGGCAGUUGUCCCCUGGAGGAGAAAAAUCGCCCAGUUGAAAAACCACUAUUUUUUUCUGAACCCCCAACUCGGCUAUAAUGUAAAGGCUAUAGCUGAAGGUUUAUCCCGCCUCAGUCUCAUUAACCUGAUUAGGAUUGUGACCCAAAGGACUAAUGGCGUAUCGAGAUUGGCCCACAAUAUGCGCAAGUGAAAUUCAUCCUUUAGGUUGCGACUUCAGGCAUUGUAUCUUGACACAAUGAAGAACCAAGUGCUGUGUCUGCCCAGAUGUCUUACAACAAAAGUCGUCCAAAGCCACCGGCAAGCAUUCCGUCUUCCUUCCUGGCUUUAAACAGACCCAGCUUUUCAGAUAAGUGCAAGGGCUGGCCAAGAAUCCUGACGGACCUAGUCCAUUCUCCACGGGGGUGGAGUCCUCAAAGACUGAAUGAAGCCAAUACAGGAGGCAAUCACAUAAAGAUGGUACCUAAAAGCUUUAAUGGAGGAAUGCGUGGGAACUGUCACUCACAUUAGAGAAACAUGACGCGCGCUCCUGAGGUCUCUUCUGGAAAUGACUAAAUGAACUCAGUUGUUGUCUCCGAUUGAUUUCAAAAUAUUUGACACAAGAUUUUGCUUCUGUCUCUGGUACUAAACAAAGAAUCACUUCCCAGAAGGGAGACCCCAAAUUGCUAAGGCGUUUAGAGGCAGGCAAAGGAUUUCUUGGGCAGACCUCUGCCCUCAUUCAAGAUGGCCAUAAGGAAGCGUGCCCUUUCCGGUCACAUGACCGCCGGGGCGCAGCAGGACUCCUCCCCGCGCGUGCGUAGUGCGCCGGGGCUGCGAGGCGCUGAGGGGAGAGGCGCCGCCAGCGCUGCCCGGGGGACCCGUUAGAGCGGAAGCGCAGCCGACGCCUCUGCCGUCGCGGGGUUCCCGGCAGGUGAAGCGGGAGCCAUGUCGAAGCGGCUCCGGAGCAGCGACGUGUGCGCCGACUGCAGCGGGCCGGAUCCUUCAUGGGCAUCAGUAAACAGGGGAACUUUUAUAUGUGACGAGUGUUGCAGUGUUCAUCGGAGUCUAGGGCGCCAUAUCUCCCAAGUAAGGCAUCUUAAACAUACACCAUGGCCUCCAACACUGCUUCAGAUGGUUGAGACCUUGUACAACAAUGGUGCUAAUUCUAUAUGGGAGCAUUCUUUGCUGGACCCUGCAUCUAUUAUGAGUGGCAGACGGAAAGCUAAUCCACAGGAUAAAGUACACCCCAAUAAAGCAGAAUUCAUCAGAGCCAAGUAUCAGAUGCUAGCAUUUGUGCACCGAUUGCCCUGCCGUGAUGACGACAGUGUGACUGCCAAAGACCUCAGCAAGCAACUCCAUUCAAGUGUGAGAACAGGGAACCUUGAGACCUGUCUGAGAUUGCUGUCUCUAGGAGCCCAAGCCAACUUCUUCCAUCCCGAAAAAGGAAGCACUCCACUCCAUGUUGCCUCCAAAGCGGGACAGAUUUUACAGGCUGAAUUGUUGGCAGUAUACGGAGCUGACCCAGGCACACAAGAUUCUAGUGGGAAGACUCCUGUUGAUUAUGCAAGGCAAGGAGGGCACCACGAGCUGGCAGAACGCCUCGUAGAAAUACAGUAUGAGCUGACUGACAGACUGGCCUUCUACCUCUGCGGCCGGAAACCAGAUCACAAAAACGGACAGCACUUUAUAAUCCCUCAAAUGGCAGACAGCAGCCUGGAUUUGUCUGAGUUGGCAAAAGCUGCCAAGAAGAAACUUCAAUCUCUAAAUAAUCAUUUGUUUGAAGAACUUGCCAUGGAUGUGUAUGAUGAAGUUGACAGGCGAGAGACUGAUGCAGUCUGGCUUGCCACGCAAAACCACAGCACCCUGGUAACCGAGACAACCGUCGUUCCCUUUCUACCGGUCAACCCUGAGUACUCCUCAACACGAAACCAGGGCAGACAGAAAUUAGCUCGGUUUAACGCCCAUGAAUUUGCUACACUAGUCAUCGAUAUCCUCAGUGACGCCAAGAGGAGACAACAGGGCAGUUCUCUCUCCAGGUCAAAAGACAAUGUGGAACUCAUAUUGAGAACAGUCAGUAGCCAGCACAGCACUGAGAGCCAGGACAACGACCAGCCAGACUAUGACAGCGUGGCCUCAGACGAGGACACAGAUGUGGAAACCAGAGCAAGCAAGGCAAGCCGGCAGAAGAGCCUAGAUUCAGAUUUGUCAGAUGGACCAGUCACUGUGCAGGAAUUUAUGGAGGUCAAAAGCGCCCUAGUGGCUUCUGAGGCCAAGAUACAGCAGCUAAUGAAGGUGAAUAACAACUUGAGUGACGAGCUGAGAAUUAUGCAGAAAAAGCUUCAAACUCUACAGACUGAGAAUUCAAGCCUCAGGAAACAGGCCACAACCAAUGCCUAUCAGGCGCAGACUGGUUCUGACUACCCAGACACUUCCAGCCACUCUUCCUUAAAGCGCCGGCCAUCUGCCCGGGGCAGUAGGCCCAUGUCCAUGUAUGAGACUGGAUCAGGUCAGAAACCAUACCUACCAGUGGGAGGAGCCAGCCACCCCGAAGAAGGCAGGACAAGACCCCAACCCUUCCCUGCUCAUAUUGGGAGGAGUGCACUUGUGACCUCCUCUUCGUCUCUGCCUUCCUUCCCCUCCACACUUUCCUGGUCCAGGGAUGAAAGCACCCGAAGGGCCUCCAGGCUGGAGAAGCAGAACAGCACACCGGAGAGCGAUUAUGACAACACUGCCUAUGACACUGAGCCAGAUGACAUGGUGUCAAACCGGAAGGGACGGCAAAGGAGUAUGCUGUGGCAAGGUGAUGGCUCAUUGCCAGACACAGCAGAGACGCUCGUGAUCCCCAGCACCACCCUCCCCAGCACAGAAGAUGUCAUCCGGAAGACCGAACAGAUCACCAAAAACAUCCAGGAGCUCCUAAGAGCAGCCCAGGAGAGCAAGCAUGACAGCUAUAUCCCCUGCUCAGAGAGGACACAUGCUGCGGUGACCGAGAUGGCUGCCUUGUUCCCCAAGAAACCCAAGUCUGACACGGUGAGGACUUCCCUCCGGUUACUGACGUCCAGUGCCUACCGACUCCAGUCGGAGUGCAGAAAGGCCCUUCCAGGAGACUCGAGCUUACCCACGGAUGUGCAGCUGGUCACUCAGCAGGUCAUCCAGUGUGCCUAUGAUAUCGCCAAGGCCGCCAAACAGCUGGUUACGAUCACCACCAAAGAGAACAACAACUGAACUGCAGGGCGCUGUCUUCUGUUUUCUAGGUUUCUGAGAGUCCAGCUUCAGUUUAGAUGUGAACUCUUCAGAUUUUUACAGACACGUUUAAUGAUGACGUAAAACUUUUUAAAAGGAAAACUCAGUAUUAUUUUUGCAUGUUUUCUAACAGAUUUUCGACUGUAAUUUAACCAUUGCCUUAUUUGUGCCUGUUUGCCGCUUAGCUCUGUUCCGUUGUUUUGUCACCAAGCGCUUAGGUCAUUAUCAGAUAUGUUUAAAAGUAAUUGUUCAGUUUGUUAAAACUUUUCCAUCCUUUAAAAAUCUCUACCCAUGGCUAAAACUAUAAUUGAUAUUUUUAGUAAAACAUUUUCUUAAGAGAUAAGAGAGUUGGGUUUAAAAAAAUAUUUUCAGCAGUGUUUGCUCCUUCCGAGCGGGGACUCUCGGUAUGUGCGUGGAGAGUGUGUCCUCGCCACUCCCUAAAGAGAGCUCACCUCUCAGGAGGGACAAGGAAGUAACCCACUUCUAACUUUUGUACCAUGUUGUAUUGUGUUAUUUAAUAUUUUUAUCUUGAUUUUCUACCUAUAAAGAUUUUACCAUCAUACUGAAGUCUCCAUAAUGUCCAGAAAAGUAGUUAUGAAUCCACGCUCUACAUCCUGUUCAGGGCAGGAGCACCACCCCUUGUGAAGGGCCGCUUCCCCCAGCCAGACAGUCACUCAGAACCACAGUUCUCGCAGGCUGUUGCUGACGCCCCUGCCGUGGUGGACAGCAUAGUGCACCCUUCAUCUUUUCACCCUUUACAGCUUCGAAUGUCUCCUCUGGAAGGAUGUCUUCCCAAGUAAGAAGCAGCCGUCUCCGUUUCCCCCACCCCUCCCUGGUACUCUGAGCUCCCAGCUGCUGUGGCUGGCUGCAGCUCUCCCAAAGCUCUGCAGGGGCAGAGGUUGACAUCCAGGCCAUGGCAGCACUGGUGUUACAGUACUUACAGCUCUUUCUGGUCCAUUCCUGUCCCAGCAUUUCACACCUGUCUUGUUCUGGGUAGAGCUCAGGCCCUGACCUGAGAGAGCAGGCAGUGCGGCUGCGAAGCCAGCCAGUUGCACAGCAGAUCCCAGGGCAUCUGGAGAGCGCGCCCCUCCGGCAAGGACAGCAGCUCUUCUCUCGGUUGCUCCUCUCACAUUGCUGUGGACCUGUGUUUGCCAGACCUUUGGUUUUUCAAGAUAACAGGAAUUUGGGUUAUUUUACGCCAUGUGGACAGUCAACACAGACAUUCUAGGGUCUGUAAACUGCAACAUGAGGGCUGUCAUUGCUGGCCACCAGAAGCAGCCUUUGAGCCAGCCAUGGAAGGCAGCAAUCAGCUGCUAUGAAGUCACCAUCAGUCUCUUCCCCAUAUGUUCUGUGGGAAUGAUCAAAGUGGAGGUCACCUCACUGUGUGCUGAGCCUGACUCAUCACCAUUGUGGCUUGGCCAAAUUCUGUCCUGGAAACAGCGCCACUACAGAGUCAGGUGCACCAGGUCAGCUUGCCUCAAAUGGUGUGGUCUGGGGAAGGAGCAGCUCUCCAGAAGCACUUGUCUAGCCAGGCAACCUGUGGGAUACCCAGGAGUGCAUUUAGAAAGGGGCCUGCUAGUUUGAGCUCAGGUAUUGUUUUUUACAAGCUUUCUGCCUGCUUCAAGGACUGUACUGCCCUUCUGGUUCCAAUCCAUGUUUCCCAUGAUCCCCAGGGAGUAUGGGCCUCUGUUAAGCAGCUUCUAGGAAGAGAAUUGUUUGUCAGAUGGAACAGUGUUUCUGUGAAAAGGCAAGGACAUGCCACAGAGGACACUGUCUAUAGAAAAUCAAGGAACAUGGGGCCAGUGCAGCAUUUCCAGAUGCCCUCAAGAACACCAGAGUUCGCAGUCAGUCCUUUGUCUUCCUCAGGCUGAAGCUCCCUGGUGGAGGCUGAGGAAACAGCAGGAGGUGCCACACAGAGUCUUGCAGGAGACCUGGGGUCAGAAUAUACUGUUCCUAUAGGCAAACACAUCUUGUCUCAAUGCUUGUCCUGGCCAUUCUUGCAUGUGGGUCCCAUUGCCUGCGCAAGGCAGCUCUGCCUCCCCUCAGGCUGCUCUGUCCCUUCUUCCCUGGCAUUCUGCCUUCGUGCCUGUGUACCUCACUUCUGGAGACUGAGAAGAUGAAGGUACAAUUGAUGAACAGACCCUGUCCCAAGCUCCAUUUGCAGAAGGCCCCGUGGCCUCAGCACGAUGGUUCUUAACUUGCCAAAGACUAAGUCCAGUGUUGUAUGCCAUUGGGACUAUAAUCACAGUGUCAGUGUUCUACCCUGACUCCAGUGACCCUCAUUGAAAGUAGCACAUUUUGGUCCUCCACGGCUCCCAUGAGCCUCGUGUAGUCCAGUUUCCUUUCCUUCCUUGUCCUAGUUGGAUAUCGCCCAUGCUUUUACAAAACAAAUGCUGCAUCUCAUCCCAGUUGUUAACCCGAGCUGCUUACUCUCCUGUACUUGUUUCUCAUUGUCAUUAAACAUUGUGUUCCUGGAGUUACUGUCCCCUUGUGUAAAAUUGUUCUGGAAUUUGUGCCUGCCAGUCAUGCAAUAAACAGUCUCUUGAAGUGUC
This is a messenger RNA of Psammomys obesus (fat sand rat), 5981 nucleotides long. RefSeq names its product GIT ArfGAP 2 (gene Git2). The record is from RefSeq and is a predicted model, not a curated record. The coding region runs from base 1132 to 3411 and encodes 759 amino acids. Gene Ontology annotation, molecular function: protein binding; GTPase activator activity. Gene Ontology annotation, biological process: regulation of ARF protein signal transduction; brain development. NCBI's taxonomy places the organism in Eukaryota, Metazoa, Chordata, Mammalia, Rodentia, Muridae. The transcript is spliced from 20 exons.